This is a messenger RNA of Notolabrus celidotus (New Zealand spotty), 4036 nucleotides long. RefSeq names its product autophagy/beclin-1 regulator 1b (gene ambra1b). The annotation marks the transcript as partial. The transcript has 17 exons. The record is from RefSeq and is a predicted model, not a curated record. Gene Ontology annotation, molecular function: protein binding. Gene Ontology annotation, cellular component: intracellular membrane-bounded organelle. Gene Ontology annotation, biological process: autophagy. NCBI's taxonomy places the organism in Eukaryota, Metazoa, Chordata, Actinopteri, Labriformes, Labridae.
CUCAGCUGCAGUUCAUGUUUGUUUUUCCUGCUGAUUUUAAAAAGGAGAGAAUCUUAAAUAUACGACACAGUUUUUCUAAGCCCUCAGAAUCCAUAUGUAAUACCUCUCUGAGUGGAUGUCUCUAAAGAACCCUUGGUGUCUGUGUUUUUCACGGCCUGCUCGAUGGGUCGUGCUCGGCGCUCUGCUGAUAAGCCUGGACUCUGGGAGCAGCUAGCUGCUAGCUAGUUACGCAGUAGCAUUUCGGCGUCGGGCAGCUAGUGAAACAUUGAACCAAAGCCUUAGACCCCGUUCCUCUCUGCCCCCCCUAAGAACAGGAACCCUGUCCGGGGACACCGGGGAGGAUCCUCAGAGAUAGAGUCUGAUGUUAGAGACACACUGCGGGCUUUCAUCAGCCGACACAGUCUAACUGAUCUAACCAGCUAACUGUUAGCCUGUUAGCCUGAUAGCCUGUUAGCUUGUUAGCCUGAUGGAACAACUGGAGAGCGACUCGAUCACGGAAGCUUAGACUGUGCAUGGAGACGGACGGAGCGCAGUGGGUGUGAGCAGCCAAUCAGAGGAGUCCGUUGGUAGCAUCAUGGCGUCCCGUCAGAGGAACUCGGUCCGGAUCCUGUCGAGCCGGGAGCGCGGCUCUCAGUCAUUCGGCUCUCAGAGACUCCUGCAGCUGCUGGUGGAGGAGAAGGUCCGCUGGAUGAAGUGGCAGAGUCAGAAAGUGGAGCUGCCGGACAGCCCUCGCUCUACCUUCCUGCUGGCCUUCAGCCCUGACAGGACGCUCAUGGCCUCCACACACGUCAACCACAACAUUUACAUAACGGAGGUGAAGACUGGAAAGUGCCUACAUUCCCUAGUGGGCCACCGUAGAACCCCCUGGUGUGUGACCUUUCACCCCACAAUCCCCGGCCUGGUGGCCUCCGGGUGCCUUGAUGGCGAAGUCCGCAUCUGGGACCUCCAUGGCGGCAGUGAGAGCUGGUUCACAGAGAGUAACGUUGCCAUCGCCUCCCUGGCCUUCCACCCGACCGCUCAGCUGCUCCUCAUCGCCACCAACAACGAGCUUCACUUCUGGGACUGGAGCCGCCCGGAACCCUUCGCCGUGGUGAAGACGGGCAGCGACACCGAGAGAGUCCGGUUGGUGAGGUUCGAUCCUCUCGGUCACAACCUGCUGACGGCGAUCGUGAAUCCAUCCAAUCAGCAGAACGAGGAGGACUCUGAGGUCCCCAUGGACAGCGUAGAGAUGCCUCACUUCCGUCAGCGCUCCUUCCUGCCUUCACAGCCGGUGCGCCGCACGCCCAUCCUCCACAACUUCUUGCACAUCCUGUCGUCUCGCUCGCCGGGCGCUCAGGCGGGAGGAGAGCAGCCCCGCCCCCUGGGUGACGGAGGAGGCAGCGUGGGAGAGUCUCCCAGCAUCCCUCUGGCUCAGUACCCCGGUCCUGAGCGGGGGCCCCCCUUCCCGGGUUGCACCCAGCACCUGGGCAUGGUGUGUCUGUGCAGCCGCUGCUCCAUCAGUCGGAGCCCCUCCCUCUCCGCCAACACCGCCCCCCCUGAAGUCCCAGCGCCCCCCUCAGCCUCCACCUUCUCCUCCGCCCGCACGGAGCCCAGGCAGCCAUCGGAGCGACCCUCCGCCUUCACCUCCGUCUACUACAGCGCCGGCUCUUCUAUCAGCACCACCGCACCCAGCAUGGACCCUCACUCCACCCCCAGACCCGGACCGGACUGGACCCGCAGCCUGCUCAGUAUGAGGGAAGGAGGGGUCGGUCCAGGUGUGCUGCCUCCCCGGACCUCCUCCUCCUCCAUCAGCCUGCUGUCGGUGCUGCGGCAGCAGGACGGCUCCUCUCAGUCCCCCGUCUACACCUCUGCCUCUGAGGGGCGGGGCUUCCCUCAGCCAGGUGAGCCUGGGGGGCGGGAUGGAGCCGGCACAAGCAGCGGACACCACCCGUUCUGGGACGGCUCUCGCAGCAACACGGCGUCCUUCAGGAACGUGUUGCAGUGCAACCUGAGCCGCUACUUCAUGGAGUUCGACCGCAUGCAGGACCUGGAGCCGCCUUUAGGGGGCGGUCUAGGAGAGGGGGGGCAGGAGCAGAGCCAAGAACUGCUGAAUAAUAACAUGGACCCAGAUAGACCUGGGCCUUCAUCCUCCUCCUCCUCUUCUCCCACCAUCAUCCACUACCAGCCCCCCCUCCCUCCUCCCCCGUCCUCUCACAGCCUGGAGAACAACGUCCCGCCCCCCUCCUCCCGGGGACACCUGAACCGUUGCCGGGCCUGCCACAACCUGCUCACCUUCAACCACGACUCCCAGCGCUGGGAGCGCACCAACCAGGCCUCCUCCACCUCCGCCUCCAGUCUGGACCCCUCCUCCUCCUCCUCCUCCUUUCCUCCCUCCUCGUCCCCUUGGCAGCCCGACGAGAGCAGGAGGACGCUAGAAGUCCAACCCACAGAGAGGAGGGGUCCUCCGGAGCCCAGCGAGCAGCCUCCGCCCCCCGGAGGAGGUGCAGGAGCAGGACCAGUGGCCUUCCCCAUAGCUCCGACCCCCAGCCAGCCCGGGGAGCAGACGGUGGGUCUGGUCUACAACCAGGACACGGCGCAGUGGGAGCGGGUGUACCGGCAGGCGGCUGCCGGGAGGUCGGCCGAGCCGCCGGAGGCCUUAAGCCAAGAAAUGCCUGUCGACCCCCCUGACGAGGACUCACUCAGGAGGCGACUUUUGGAAUCGUCCCUGUUAUCGUUGUCUCGUUACGACAUGUCAGGAUCCAGAGACCACCCCAUCUACCCGGACCCAGCCAGACUGUCUCCAGCUGCUUACUACGCCCAGAGGAUGAUCCAGUAUCUGUCGAGGAGGGACAGCAUCCGUCAGCGGUCCCUCCGCUACCAACAGAACCGCCUCCGGGCCAUGUCCUCUUCAUCCGACAGCCCCGCGAGCAACCCCUCCAACUCCAUGGACAACAGCGACGUGGACUUUGAGGAGCUGGAUGACAACGGAGACCGAGCGAGACACAGGACUCCUCGGAACGCCAGGAUGUCUGCUCCCUCUCUGGGUCGCUUCGUCCCACGGCGGUUCCUCCUCCCCGAGUACCUUCCCUACGCCGGAAUCUUCCAUGAGAGAGGGCAGCCGGGCCUCGCCACACACUCCUCUGUCAACAGAGUGCUCGCUGGAGCGUCUAUUGGAGACGGUCAGUCUGCGGUUGCUAGCAACAUUGCUAACACCACCUACCGCCUGCAGUGGUGGGACUUCACCAAAUUCGACCUUCCUGAGAUCAGCAACGCCUCCGUCAACGUUCUGGUGCCAAACUGUAAAAUCUACAACGAUGCGAGCUGCGACAUCUCUGCAGACGGUCAGCUGCUGGCCGUCUUCAUUCCCAGCAGCCAGCGGGGUUUCCCAGACGAAGGCAUCCUGGCCAUCUACUCUCUGGCUCCUCACAACCUGGGAGAGAUGCUGUACACCAAGAGAUUCGGACCAAACGCCAUCUCUGUCAGUCUGUCUCCGAUGGGCUGCUACGUGAUGGUGGGCCUGGCCUCCCGCAGGAUCCUGCUGCAUCCCACCACCGACCACAUGGUGGCGCAAGUCUUCCGCCUGCAGCAGCCUCACGGGGGAGAGACGUCCAUCAGGAUGGUGUUUAACGUGGUCUACCCCAUGGCUCCAGACCAGCGGCGCCACGUCAGCAUCAACUCUGCCCGCUGGCUGCCGGACCCUGGGAUGGGUCUGGCUUAUGGAACCAACAAAGGAGACCUGGUGAUCUGCCGGCCCGUGUUCUAUCGGAGUGACGGUGAGAGCCCUGCAGAGUCGAGCAGUGAACCUUUAUUCUCCGUCAACAACAGUGGAACCAGCCGGACCCGGGGUUCUGACAGACCGGGGCCGAACCGCUCUGGUUGGAGGCUGGACCGAGACAUGGGCUUGAUGAAUGCGAUUGGUCUACAGCCCCGACACCCCGCCCCCUCAGUGACAUCACAAGGAACCCAGACGCCAAUCAUCCAGCUGCAGAACGCCGAGACUCAAACGGAGAGGGACCUAUCAGAGCCCAGUGGUUCCCAACCCCCGACCAGUACUGAC